Neohortaea acidophila is the source of this 1954-nucleotide messenger RNA. Its product is annotated as siroheme synthase. NCBI's taxonomy places the organism in Eukaryota, Fungi, Ascomycota, Dothideomycetes, Mycosphaerellales, Teratosphaeriaceae. Bases 121 to 1839 code for a protein of 572 amino acids. Gene Ontology annotation, molecular function: uroporphyrin-III C-methyltransferase activity. The record is from RefSeq and is a predicted model, not a curated record. Gene Ontology annotation, biological process: sulfate assimilation; siroheme biosynthetic process. The transcript has a single exon.
ACCUCCUCUCGUUCCCAACUCUACAAUGUGGUCAAGUGUUCUUGGAAAUGUCGCGCUGACUUCCUCCGUGAACAUGUCAUCAUAAAACUCCCUAAAGCCAAUCCCUACAACCACAACAUCAUGGCCCCGGCCUUACUCACGGCCGUGGACUCGACCUCCCACAUCCACCUCAUCAUCGGCUCCAAUCCCCUCGCCAGCGCUCGAUGCGCCCGCUCACUCGAAGUCGGCGCAAAGCCCAUCCUCAUCGCCCCGGAGAACAGCAGCAAUCUACACUACGGCUUAUUGAAAAGAGUAGAAGACCACCAGAUCCAGUGGAUCAAGCGCGACUUCGAGGACGCCGAUCUCAAGACUUUGGGGCGAGAAGAGGUGGACUACAUCGUUGAUGCCGUCUUCGUCACCUCGCGCGCACGCAACGCGCAGGCCACGCACAUCUCGACGCUGUGCAGGCGCCUCCGCAUCCCUGUCAAUGUCAAUGACUCCUCCAAUCUGUCCUCCUUCACCCUGCUAUCUACCCAUACUUCGGGGCCUUUGCAGAUUGGCGUGACGACGUCGGGCAAGGGGUGCAAACUCGCUUCACGCAUUCGGCGAGAUAUCGCCGCUUCUCUCCCGUCGGAUAUUGGCGAUGCGGUGGAAAGAUUGGGAACAGUGCGCAGGCGCAUCAUUGAGCAGGACUAUGCCAACGAGGCGGCGGCGGAAAUAGAUGCAGAGGAUGAUGAUGCAGGACAAAAUGCCGCUUUCAACAAACUCAUCACCCCCUCCGACGCCGAGGCGGCAAAGGCGAGGCGCAUGCGCUGGCUGAGCCAGAUCUGCGAGUACUGGCCGCUGCGCCGACUCGCCGCCAUCACCGACGCCGACGUGGAUGCCAUUCUCGCGGCGUACACCCGCGAAACUACCCACCAACCCUCCCCAGCCUCAGACAAAGCACUCUUGAACCCAGGUGCCUUGGACGCCCGGCGCAAUAAAGGCCGCAUCAUUCUCGCGGGCUCUGGCCCAGGCCAUCCGGAUCUCCUCACAACCGCGACGCUGAAAGCAAUUCGCUCCGCCGACCUCAUCCUAGCCGACAAACUUGUCCCCGGUCCCGUCCUCGACCUCGUCCCCCGUCGCACACCCAUCCACGUCGCGCGCAAAUUCCCCGGCAACGCCGACGCUGCGCAAGAAGAAUUACACCAGCUCGGCCUCGCGGCGCUGCAAACAGGCCAGACAGUACUCAGACUAAAGCAAGGCGAUCCAUACUUGUACGGUCGCGGGGCGGAAGAAGUGGCCUUUUUCCGCACACACGGCUACGAAGCUACGGUUCUGCCGGGCAUCACGUCGUCUCUCAGCGCGCCGCUCUUCGCCAACAUCCCCGUCACGCACCGCGCCGUCAGCGACCAAGUGCUCGUGUGCACAGGCACAGGCCGCAAAGGCGCCUCCCCCGACCCACCGCCCUAUCUCCGCAACCAAACCGUCGUGUUCCUCAUGGCAUUACACCGUCUCCAAGAUCUGGUAGCCAGUUUGACCACGCAUUCCACCUCCCCAUACCCGACAUCAACACCUUGUGCGAUUAUCGAGCGCGCUUCGUGCGCGGAUCAGAGGGUUAUACGCUCUUCUUUGGAGUUUGUCGUUGCUGCUGUUGAGGAGGAAGGGAGUCGGCCGCCCGGUUUGUUGGUUGUGGGGCUUGCUUGUGAGGUUUUGGGCAAGAGUCCGCUCAAGUGGGUUGUUGAGGAGGGGUUUCAUGGGUUAGAUGGAUUAGACGGCUUGGAUGGGGGGUUUGAGGUUUUGGAUGCUGAGACUGGGGGUGAGGCGGUUGCUUUGAGAGGCGAAAAGAUGGAGGCUGCGGCGGUUGUGGAGGCGGUGUGAAUUGGAUUUAUGAGGCUAUGUUGUGUCGUUUGGAAGAUACCCGACUGCGUUGGCUUACAGCAUAGAUGAAUACGUUAGACCGCUAGAUUUAUACUGAAAGGACUACAUGUGGACA